AAUUACUUAGGCGUGCUCCUCGGCGAAGUCACAGCCUUGUAGGCCCAAAUUAAACCUCCCACAGCCUUGUCCGUUGGCGGCCGUACCUCGAACAACCACAAUGACACAUCGUAAGGCUUCUCAUAUUCCACCUAUUUGAUGGAUCUCACUGUUCGUUCUUUCUUCACUCGUCCGUGUAUUACGCAAAAGACCAGUACUUCUUUUAGAGAACAAAGCAAUAUUCUUGAGCUCGCAGCCCUUCAAAAAAAUUCACCACUUUCACACAACAUCAGCCUCACUCAACCAGCUAUCUGGACAAUAUCUCGUCUCAAGCCGAGCAUCAGACUCUCAAGGUACACUGAUCACACACCCCGGACCUCAAAGACAGGCAAGAACAAAGUCAACUACCUUCUCAUCCACCCAGACGCAUGAUCACCAUCCUCACCACACCGGUAAUAUGACGUCCCAACCCACGCACGACAGCACAGGCGCCCCCCUCCCUGCAAUCCUAUGCCUCCACGGCGGCGGCUCCAACGCCACAGUCUUCAAAAUCCAAACCCGCAGAUUAUACUGGAAUCUCUCCAAGCAAUUCCGCUUCGUCUUCGCGGAAGCCCCCAUCGAAGGCACGCCCGGCCACGGCAUGCUCCCCGUCUUUGAAUCCUGCGCCCCUUUCUACCGGUGGGUAACCCGGCGUUUCGCGGCAGGCGAAUCCGACGUCGAAGGCACACCAGCCGCUGAAGCCGAGGCCAUUAACAAAAUCCUCUUCGAUGUAAUGGAGGCCAACGGUGGAGUCGACACGUUCAAAGGCGUCAUCGGCUUCAGCCAGGGCUCGCGCCUCGUCGCGGGGUUGUUACUGCGGCAAAAGAUCGAGGAGCGCGAUCUAGGUGUGUCCAAAACGAAAUUCGCUUUCGGAAUCAUGAUUGGCGGUCCAUUCCCGCCGAUCGCGUUGUCUGAGACGGUCGAUACGAACGAUUAUAAACUGCUAAGGGAAAUCCCGACGGUGCAUGCGUGGGGACGAGAUGAUCAUGUAAGACCCGGGUGUGAGGAGUUGUGGAAGGCUUGUGAAAGCGACCAUUGCUUUCAGAUGGAUUUUGCGGGUGGGCACCAUUUACCGUUGAAGGAUGUCGAGGCUAAGGAUCUGUGUGAUCUUAUCAUGGCUGCGUGGUAUGCUGGGGGUGGGAAGUAUGCUGUUUCCGCGGAUGAGACGUACUAAGCGGCCAUCACACAACGAUAUACAUCACGUAUGCACUCAUGAAUAGAUGAUAGAGUUAUCACCCAUGCGCUACCAAUCAUGGCUUGACCUCCAACAUCCUGG
Exophiala viscosa is the source of this 1294-nucleotide messenger RNA. RefSeq names its product serine hydrolase FSH. The record is from RefSeq and is a predicted model, not a curated record. Gene Ontology annotation, cellular component: nucleus; cytoplasm. NCBI's taxonomy places the organism in Eukaryota, Fungi, Ascomycota, Eurotiomycetes, Chaetothyriales, Herpotrichiellaceae. Gene Ontology annotation, molecular function: hydrolase activity. The transcript has a single exon. Bases 437 to 1192 code for a protein of 251 amino acids. Gene Ontology annotation, biological process: secondary metabolite biosynthetic process.